CCAAUGUUUAAAUUACACUAUUGAUUUGUUCGAUGCGAACGAGGCCUCCCUCCUUUUCUUCUCAGAAGCUCCGCCAACCAUAGCGGCGAUUUCCCCAACCAACCUUCAUUUUCAUUUCACCAUUUCACUCCCUCAUUCUUAUAGCUCACACCCUCUUCUCCUCCUUCUUCUUCCAAGCCACUCUCUCUCAUUCUCACACACAAACAAUGGCUCAGGUUGUUGCCACUCGAUCCAUUCAGAGCACCACUCUCUUGAACCCCGCUUCUGGAUCUGCACAUGACAGGGCUCAGAAGCUCUUAAAACCUGCAACUUUUUCUUCCAAGGUGUUCUCCUCAGAAGGGAACAAGGGAUAUCGAGUUGGCUUCAGAAGCUCUCAGAUCAGUGCCAGGAAAUCGGCACCUGUUGAGGUUGUCCCUGUUUCACCUGAAGAUGAUCCAAAGAUUGAGCAGCAUUUGCAGCAUUUGCGUGGGGUGGAGCCACUUGGUGACAGUUCGGUUGGAAUGUGGUCGAAACCGGCGUUUAGGCGCAAGACAAAGAUAGUGUGCACUAUUGGACCUUCUACUGAUACCAAGGAAAUGAUUUGGAAGCUAGCUGAAGCUGGGAUGAAUGUUGCUCGUCUCAAUAUGUCUCAUGGUGACCAUGCUUCUCAUCAGAAAGUUAUUGACUUGGUUAAAGAGUAUAAUGCACAACACAAGGACAAUGUCAUUGCAAUUAUGCUUGAUACUAAGGGUCCUGAGGUUAGGAGUGGGGAUUUGCCACAACCAAUCGCAUUAUCAACUGGGCAAGAAUUCACUUUUACUAUUAAGAGAGGUGUUGGAACUGCAGAUUGUGUUAGUGUGAACUAUGAUGAUUUUGUCAAUGACGUGGAAGAGGGGGACAUGAUUCUUGUUGAUGGUGGCAUGAUGUCUCUGCUGGUUAAGUCUAAGACAGAUGAUUCGGUGAAAUGUGAAGUUGUUGAUGGAGGGGACCUCAAGUCAAGACGACAUUUGAAUGUUAGAGGAAAAAGUGCAACACUGCCUUCAAUCACUGAGAAGGAUUGGGAUGAUAUCAAAUUCGGUGUGGAUAACAAAGUCGAUUUCUAUGCUGUUUCUUUUGUUAAGGAUGCUGAAGUUGUUCAUGAACUGAAGAACUAUUUGAAAAGCUGUGACGCUGAUAUACACGUCAUUGUUAAAAUUGAAAGUGCAGACUCAAUACCAAACUUGCAUUCAAUUAUCACCGCAUCUGAUGGGGCUAUGGUUGCCAGAGGUGAUCUUGGUGCAGAGCUCCCUAUUGAAGAGGUUCCGCUUUUGCAGGAAGAGAUAAUAAGGUUGUGCCGUAGCAUGGGAAAGGCUGUCAUUGUGGCAACAAAUAUGCUGGAAAGCAUGAUUGUUCACCCUACUCCAACCAGAGCAGAAGUAUCAGAUAUAGCAAUUGCUGUUCGAGAAGGUUCUGAUGGAAUAAUGUUGUCUGGGGAAACUGCUCAUGGAAAGUUCCCGCUAAAAGCUGUGAAAGUAAUGCAUACAGUAGCAUUACGGACCGAAGCCACUAUAUCAGGUGGUCAAAUGCCACCUAAUAUCGGUCAAGUGUUCAAGCAGAACCACAUGAGCGAGAUGUUUGCAUACCAUGCAACCAUGAUGUCUAACACUCUUGGAACCUCGACUGUUGUCUUCACUAGAACGGGUUUCAUGGCUAUCCUUCUUAGUCACUAUCGUCCUUCUGGCACCAUAUUUGCAUUUACAGAUGAGAAGAGGGUACAGCAGAGGUUGGCUUUGUACCAAGGAGUCUGUCCUGUAUACAUGGAAUUCUGUGAUGAUUCUGAAGCGACUUUCAGAAGAGCCUUGGAUUUGCUGAAGGGGCAAGGAAUGGUGAAGGAAGGUGAAGAAGUGGCACUUGUACAAAGUGGCAGGCAACCCAUAUGGAGGUUCCAAUCCACUCAUAAUAUCCAGGUCAGGAAAGUGUGAACAAAAUGAAUUGAUAGCGAUGAAAUUUGGAAGAGCGUCUUCUAAUUGCCUCAUUGCGGGUUGGCCAGUCUUGAUCCCCCCCCCCCCCACUUUUUGCUUUGUUUUCUUCCUAGGUUUUUUUUUUCAUGGGUAUUACUUUUUCCUCUGUAAUUUUGUUACGGAAAUGCUGGACAUUGAGAAUUAUGUCAAGACGAAGAGCAACGAAUGAUUUUCAUUGAUCAUUCAUUCCGUAUAUGAAGGUCAACUCCCCAUGUAUUCUGUCCAAUACCCAAUAACUGUCAAACACCUAGGAUUUCGUUGAUUUCGCAAGUGCUUUAUGUCGUAACAUGUCGCACUACUCAUCUUGCUAUGUUUUUAAAUUUGUCACUAACAACUUGUAGUCCAUGUUACUGAAAUUUUGAUGACGAGUUAUAAUGAAAAAUGAUUUCAUCCGAUAA
Molecule: messenger RNA, 2377 nt
Organism: Lotus japonicus
Lineage: Eukaryota; Viridiplantae; Streptophyta; Magnoliopsida; Fabales; Fabaceae
Product: plastidial pyruvate kinase 2-like
Exons: 12
Coding region: 207-1940 (577 amino acids)
Biological process (GO): glycolytic process
Cellular component (GO): chloroplast stroma; cytoplasm
Molecular function (GO): potassium ion binding; pyruvate kinase activity; magnesium ion binding
Source: RefSeq, a predicted model, not a curated record